AAUAUUCAUUCGUACAAGCUGAAAAAACAGAGUUAGGGUUUAGUCAGGCAAGAAAAACCGGUAUCAAUGGAGAAAAUAACCGAGGGAGUGGAGAAGAUGAAAAUAGCCGCCGGCGAUUCCCCCAAGAAGAAUCGAAUUCAGGUCUCCAACACUAAGAAACCCUUGUUUUUCUACGUCAAUCUCGCCAAGAAAUAUAUGAAGCAGUACAAUGAAGUUGAGCUUUCUGCCCUAGGAAUGGCUAUUGCCACAGUUGUCACCGUUGCGGAAAUUCUUAAAAACAGUGGCUUUGCUGUGGAAAAAAAGAUUCUGACAUACACUGCUGACAUCAAGGAUGAAAACAGGCCGCGUCCAGUUCAGAAAGUCAAGAUGGAAAUUUUGUUGGGGAAGACUGCAAAUUUUGAUGAAUUAAUGGCGGCUGCUGCAGCGGAGCGAGAACUUGCAGCAGGAGAUGGCGAAGAGUGGGAGAUGGUGGGAAAUAGUUAGACCUGUUAUCUUUGGCAUUUGGUUUGUUAGUCUUGGUGUCCAUAGUUACUCUGGUGGUACUAGUUUAUAUAUUUUGAUAGCUGCAAACUGCAAUGAGAGGUUCUUUUCCUAGGCAAUACUAUGAAAAUUGAAAAUGCGUCAAACCAAUUCGUACCAGUAAAUUUAGUCAGUAAUAUGAAAUAUCAGGUUUCUUCUUUGUAA
This is a messenger RNA of Daucus carota subsp. sativus, 684 nucleotides long. RefSeq lists its product as uncharacterized. The record is from RefSeq and is a predicted model, not a curated record. Gene Ontology annotation, cellular component: nucleus. The transcript has 5 exons. The coding region runs from base 67 to 483 and encodes 138 amino acids. Lineage: Eukaryota; Viridiplantae; Streptophyta; Magnoliopsida; Apiales; Apiaceae. Gene Ontology annotation, molecular function: RNA binding.